AUGAGCUCAACGCCAGAUCGGCCACCAUUGAAGUGGUCAACUCAAUUCGACGUCUUACCUCUAGAGGCAACUCCCCCUCUGCGAGGUGAUAAGAUCAUUCUACCUCCCUCAGCACUUGAGCAACUUCUGUCCGCUGCGACCGUCACCAUUUCAAACAUAUCCCAGCCAGCGACAGCGAACUUCGAUCCCUAUAAUCCUUACAGCUUUGCCGCUGAACGACACGCUCGAGAGCAAAUGGUCGAGCAGCAACAGAACCUACCCCAUCCUUUAACGUUCCGACUGGUCAACCCUGCAAAUGGCAGGAUUGUUUUCGCAGGUAUCCGAGAGUUCUCGGCUGCGGAAAACGUGGUGGGACUGAGUCCGUUCUUGAGGCAAUCCCUGGGCUUUGGUGGCGAGAAGGGUCCGGAAGAGGUGAGCGGGAUAGACCAUGACAUGGAGGUCAACAGAUCAGGAGUCCAAGAAGCCGAUGGAACAUUCCCCAGGCUCACCGUGCAUGUACAAGAAAUACCAAAAGGGACUUAUGUCAAGCUGAGACCACUGGAGGCGGGCUACGACCCAGAAGACUGGAAGGCACUUCUGGAGCAGUAUCUGCGUGACAACUACACCACGUUGACGAAUGGUGAAGUUCUCGCAGUACCAGCUGGCAAAGAAGUGUUUCGGUUUCUAGUGGAUGGAUUGAAGCCGAAUGAGGAGGCGAUUUCUCUAGUGGAUACAGAUCUCGAAGUGGAUAUUGAGCCUUUGAACGAGGACCAAGCUAGAGAAAACUUGCAAAAACUCGUACAGAAAUCUAAAAGAGCUCCAGGAACAAGCGAAGGUAGUUCUGCAGGUGGGACGGUCGACGCGAAUACCAAUGACACGGGUCAGGUUCGCCCUGGCGAGUACGUGGACUACAGCCUCGAACAAUGGGACAAGGGCAGGGAUUUAGAGUUCGAACUGACAGCUCUUGAUAACGACAAGGACGUUGAUCUAUUCGUCUCCCCGUUCGGAGCCAACCAUCGCAGCAAACCAAGGGAGGAGGAAUUCGUAUUUGGCGACUUUUCAAGCAGAGCAACAAAAAGAGUCAAGAUACGGCAUACGAACGCAGACUUAGAUAAUGCAGAAGCCUUAUGGGUGUCUGUGAGAGGCUAUGGGGAAUCUGACCAAGACGCUCAGGGACAAGCUCCGUUACAAUACAAUUUUCGCGUCUCAUCCAUCGAUGGGUUGUCCAUCUCCAAUCAAGACGACACCACCAUGAACGAUGACGAGCCCAUUGGACCAGACGAGGAACGAUGCACCAAUUGCCACCAAGCCGUUCCUAAGCGCACAAUGUUCCUACAUCAAAAUUUCUGCCUCCGAAAUAACAUCCUCUGCCCGCACUGUCACCUCGUCUAUCAAAAAUCUUCCUCAGAAUGGCAAAAUCACUGGCACUGCCCGCACGACUCCUUUCAUGGUAACACGCUCUCUUCGCAUACCAAGCACGAUUCCCUCAUGCACACUUCCCGGCCAUGUCCAUCCUGCGACUAUGAAGCUGCCAACACCCCUGAUCUAGCACACCACCGAACCACGACCUGCCCCGGUAAAUUGAUUCUCUGUCAGUUCUGCCACCUACAAGUCCCACAGCAAGGCUCGGAAGAUCCAUCUUCCGACUCAGCAGAAGUAAUACUCUCAGGUCUCACGCCCCACGAGCUCUCCGAUGGCGCCAGGACUACGGAAUGCCAUAUCUGUAGUAAGAUCGUUCGCCUCCGCGAUAUGUCAACCCAUCUGAAGCACCACGACCUGCAACGCCUCUCUCGCUCCAAGCCACGCCUAUGCGGAAAUGUCAACUGCGGUCGCACGCUCGACGGGGUAAACAAAGGCGGCGAAGUCAAAGUCAAGGGACCAAGGAACGAUUUAGGCGUGUGUGACGUCUGUUUCGGCCCUCUUUACGUAACAAUGUACGACCCCGAUGGCAAAGCCCUCCGACGUCGCGUGGAGCGCAAGUACCUGACGCAGCUGCUCACCGGAUGCGGGCAAAGCUGGUGCAGAAACGGGUAUUGCAAGACCGGCCGCAGAAAUAUAGGUAUGGCGGCCGAGUCGCAAAGCAUGUCGUCGAAAGAAGCCCUGGCCAUGAUCAAGCCAAUCCUUGAGGGGCUCAAGGAGGGGAACGUGCCCAUGCAUUUUUGUACAGAUGAAGCGAGUCAGAAAAGAAGGAGUUUGGCUGAGAUGGUUGCCGCCGAGGGGGAUCAGAGUAGGAAAGGGAAGGCCAAAGAGAGACAAAACAUGACGGAGAAUAGUGGGUACGAGCCGGAAUGGUGUGUCGCUUCGUUGGAGGCGACGGGCGGUGAUUUGGAUAAAGCUAGGGGCUGGUUACGAGAUUUUGCGCCUACUAGAGCGGAGGCUGCGAAAUGA
Molecule: messenger RNA, 2367 nt
Organism: Letharia columbiana
Lineage: Eukaryota; Fungi; Ascomycota; Lecanoromycetes; Lecanorales; Parmeliaceae
Exons: 1
Coding region: 1-2367 (788 amino acids)
Cellular component (GO): VCP-NPL4-UFD1 AAA ATPase complex
Molecular function (GO): polyubiquitin modification-dependent protein binding
Source: RefSeq, a predicted model, not a curated record